AUGGUGACGCGCAUCUUCCGACCGAUCGCUUCAACGAAGACCCCUUUAAAAGGACGACCACUCAAAGGACGACGUAUUGACUGCACUACAGAGGUAGACGCAAAGGGCGUGUUGUGCAAGGAUUGGGCUCAAAGUGGUUUGUGCCACGCUCAUCGCCCCACAAUGUUCCUGUUCUGUCGCAAGACCUGUCUUUGUGGCCAUAUUUUAUCAUUCAAUUGA
Messenger RNA from Cooperia oncophora, 219 nucleotides. The record is from the annotation of a GenBank genome assembly. Lineage: Eukaryota; Metazoa; Nematoda; Chromadorea; Rhabditida; Trichostrongylidae.